AUGCAGAUGGAGCAACGGUUAUGUGACCUGAAAACUCGAUUCUGCUCGAUUAAACAAAACACAGUGCCUCUCUCUGAAAGUAGUCAACUUUUUCUGAAAUCUUACUAUCCUCAUAUUAUGAUUCACACUAUUAAUGGCUUCCAAAUUCAUAAAAAACGUGGUGGUCAGACUGCUUACGACAUUCGUCAUUUAAUUUUGACUUCUCAGAAUCAGAAUAUUAUCCCUUUUGACUGGGAAAUACUCCAACAAAUACAACCUUUCCUUUCUGUCAUCGAAUUUCAGGUUUUUUCUCAUAUCUUUAAUAUUAUAACGUGUAUUUUAUAA
Messenger RNA from Thelazia callipaeda (thelaziosis nematode), 324 nucleotides. NCBI's taxonomy places the organism in Eukaryota, Metazoa, Nematoda, Chromadorea, Rhabditida, Thelaziidae. The record is from the annotation of a GenBank genome assembly.